CUCCCGGGGCUGUUCGUUCCUCGUCCUGGUUCUUUAUAGCAUCUUGUCUGGGGCCGCGGGAGCCCUUUGACUCGCCAGACCCUGGAGACAUAUGGGAUGUUAGCUCCCCCACCAAAGACUGAACCAGGGAUGAAGUCCACAACCCCUGCAUUGGAAGGCAAAGUCUUAACCACUGGACCACCAGGGAAGUCCCUGAACAUUGGUUUUUGAAUGGAGAAAGAUGUGACAGAAAAUACAUAUCUCUUUAAUCCUGGCUACUUUGUUGGGGAAAGGAGCAAAAAUGGUCCACUUUUUCACUUGGCACAGAGGGACAGCCAGAGCCUGAAAAGUGUGGCUGAGACCUACACAGCACCGUUGGACUUGAAGAUGGCCCUUAUUCAGACCAAUAAGGAUCUCAUUUCCAAAGGAAUAAAGGAAUUCAACACCCUGCUAAAUCAGCAGGUCUUCAGUGAUCCUGCCAUCUCUGAAGAAGCCAUGGUGACGGUGGUGAACGACUGGGUGAGCUUCUACAUCAACUAUUACAAGAAGCAGCUGUCGGGGGAGCAACAGGAGCAGGACAAGUUUCUGCAGGAGUUUCGGCAAGAGCUCGAUACCCUGUCUGCCUCUUUCCUGGAGAAAUAUAGGAACUUCCUGAAGUCCUCGUGAGCAGCCCCUCACACGCUGCCUUUCUCCUAGCCCAGAGACCCAGGCUGCAAGUCUAAGAAACCCUUAAACGCUGCCUCUGUGUUCUAGUCCUCAGGCUCUGCUCCUUCAUGGUGUUGCUGCACCCUGACACCUCAAUAAAGACCAGUUCUGGUUGCGGUGGUCUUCC
This is a messenger RNA of Capra hircus (goat), 811 nucleotides long. It is a transcript of the gene AHSP, whose product is annotated as alpha hemoglobin stabilizing protein. Gene Ontology annotation, molecular function: hemoglobin binding. Gene Ontology annotation, biological process: protein stabilization; protein folding; erythrocyte differentiation. The coding region runs from base 211 to 645 and encodes 144 amino acids. NCBI's taxonomy places the organism in Eukaryota, Metazoa, Chordata, Mammalia, Artiodactyla, Bovidae. The transcript has 5 exons. The record is from RefSeq and is a predicted model, not a curated record. Gene Ontology annotation, cellular component: cytoplasm.